Messenger RNA from Pectinophora gossypiella (pink bollworm), 555 nucleotides. RefSeq lists its product as uncharacterized. The record is from RefSeq and is a predicted model, not a curated record. Lineage: Eukaryota; Metazoa; Arthropoda; Insecta; Lepidoptera; Gelechiidae. Bases 1 to 555 code for a protein of 184 amino acids. The transcript has 2 exons.
AUGACACAACAAGGCUGCAAUGGAGGAAACGACAACACCAGCUGCGGCGGAUCCGCUAACAGCGGCGAGCUAGCGUUAAUUAGCGUAUCAUCUAAAAUCCCAGAAUUUUGGACAGAGAUGCCCAGAGUUUGGUUUGCACAAUUUGACACCAUUAUGGCACCGCAAAAGCAAGGAGAUGACGCUAAAUUCAGCAUGGUUGUCUCGAAAUUGGGCAAAGAUGCUGUACGUCAAGUAACAGAUAUUUUAAUUUCCCCGCCGACAGCAAAUAAAUACACCGCUUUGAAAGAACGUCUCCUAUCCGUAUAUGAAGAGUCGGAGGAGAGACAAUUUCAGAAGUUAGUUAGCGAAAUGGAGCUCGGUGACCAGAAACCAUCAAGCCUACUGCGUCGUAUGCAAGAACUGGCGCAAAAUACUAAAGUAGCGAACCAGACGCUACUCAAUUUAUGGACUUCCCGAUUACCUGUUCACGUGCGAGCCGUUUUGACAACGGCGAAGCUUGUCACGCAGUCGAUCGAGGUCAAGAUCCAGAUCACGUACGCCAAGAAUAACUCCUGA